AUUCAGCGAUAUUGCACGAGUCAUUGAGUCUUGACUGUCGGGACUUCUCUGCAAGUCAGUCUGAACGCUGAAGGAAAUCCAACUCGCAUUGACCGGUCAGCUGAACCCGAUUUCCUCAAAUUUAUUUGAAAGCUUUCUAGUCUCGAUCGUUCACCUGGAAACGUCCAACUUGGCCCGACAGACCAGCCGAGAUGGCUCCACUUUUUCCGUCCUCAAACCUCAACAAGAAACCGAAGCAGAAACCCCUGAAUUACUUGUUCUACCAGCAGCAUCAACUCUAUCGUCCAGUCGAUCUCGGCAGGUCUGGUUUGUUUGGUCCCAAUCGGAAGACCACCUUACAGCCCAAACCAACCGCACCGUCCACUCAACCAUCUCUGCCAACCGCGUCAGGCUCAAGACCAUCUCAUUCUGAAGAACGCGACAAGACCAAUAGCGAUCAUCCCCCAGAGCUAGCACAAAUUGAUGACGAUGACUCGAGAAGUACGGACUCAGACCCCGAAAUAAUCUCGCAGCUACUCGUCCCGCGCCAGACUCAUUCAGGAGCCCCUGAGACAUCGACCAAAGCUGUGAAUCACCUUGAUCCGCGUCUAACCAAUCCACAACUACCUGAUUCAUCCUCAGAUUUGAAUUCCAGAAUCACACCGGAUGAUGCGCGAGAUAGCUCUGGAUAUGAGAAGGUGCUUUCACCACAGCCUCCAGCAAAACAAGAGGAAGACGAAGUCGAUGAGCUUGAAGAAGAUCCGACAGCUGAUGAUGAAGUUGAUCAAUUGGAAGAACCAUAUGAAGCUCAUUCGAAUGAUCAAGACCCCGAUCUUACCGAUGAUAGGUUGAGUCACCAUUCUCUAUGCGAGAAGGUUGUGGAUCCAAUAGCCGAACUAUCUAGUCAGCAUAGAACAAGCAGAGAACAAACCAAUGAUCCCUCGAACCCUGAAAAUGGCGACUAUGUAGAAAAUCCGAACACUCAGGAUCCAAGCCAGCCAAAGCCUCAAGGAAGAAAAACACCUGGUCCAGCCUGUGAUCCAUCAAGCGACACAGCACCACCAAGAAUUGAACUAAUCAUCAUUGAUUCGGAUCGAGAAAGCGCCGACAUGGACGUGGAAACAAUGAAAGCGCUACCUCCCAUGGAAGCGGUCCUGAAUUCUGACAUUCCAUCAAAGCUGGAGAGGUCAACUCCCAAAGAAAACGUCCGAUUUGAUGAUCCCCCAAUCCCUCACAGUGAAAAUCAUGCGGAGAAUUCAGGCGCUCCGGAGUCUAACCAGAAAACGCUUGAAAGAAGAAAGCCUCCUGAACCGGUCUUUGAGUCCUCAAGUAAUGCACAAGCAGACGAACCAAUCAUUAUUGAUUCCGAUGGAGACAGUGUCGACAAGGACGUCAACACAAAUAGAUCGAUACCUCACCUUGAAAAAACCAACGAUCCCGUGAUUACGCCCAAGGAGAACGUCCAAUCCGAGGAUCGCUUGGACCCUCAAAAUGAAAGCCGUGAAGAGAAUUUGAGCAGUCAGGCUUCUAGUCAGCCGAAGCUCAAAGGAAGAAGAAGAAAAGUCUCCAAGGCAGUCUGGGAUUCAUCCAGUGAAACAGAGCCGCAAACGUCUAGACCGACCAUCAUCGAUUCCGAUCAAGAAAGCGUCAGCAAGGAAGUCGACCCGGUUAGAGCGGUCCCUCCCAUCAAAACCGUCCCCAAUCCCGUCCUUACACCAAAGCCGGAUAGAUCAGCUCUCAAGGAGAACAACAACUCGACGACGCUUGGAGCAAUGCCUCGCAAUCCAGCUGCUAUGAACAACGAAUUCGACCCAGAUAACUUGCUCGGUUGGGAUAACCUCACCUUGGAAGAGGCCACCAGGUUGCUCAACCAAUUAGACUCUGGGAGGUUUGUCUUGAAUAGAUAUGCAGAUUGAAAUCAUCGCCCAACCGUCGAAAGAUAUCUCCCCAAAACCCGUACCAAAAAUUCCAACCACAUCUGUUA
Molecule: messenger RNA, 1963 nt
Organism: Puccinia graminis f. sp. tritici CRL 75-36-700-3
Lineage: Eukaryota; Fungi; Basidiomycota; Pucciniomycetes; Pucciniales; Pucciniaceae
Exons: 2
Coding region: 192-1895 (567 amino acids)
Source: RefSeq, a predicted model, not a curated record